UCCUCCAGUGCCGCAGGUGGCGCCGCGGCGUCUGUUAACUCACUCGAUUGUCUGCCUGUCCGCAGACACACGUGUGAAGAUGGAGGGGCUAAGGCUGGAGUUUCAUGAGAUGGGUUUAGAUGAUCGAAUGUUAAAGGCUCUGGCUGAUUUGGGCUGGGCUCAUCCCACCCUCAUUCAAGAGAAAGCCAUUCCACUGGCACUGGAAGGGAAAGACCUGAUGGCCCGAGCUCGAACCGGUUCGGGAAAAACCGCAGCCUAUGCCGUACCAGUAAUCCAGCGGAUCCUCACCUCCAAACAGACGGUUCGUGAGCAGGCGGUUAGAGCUCUGGUCCUGGUCCCGACCAAAGAACUUGGCCAGCAGGUCCAGACCAUGAUCAGACAGCUGACGGCAUUCUGUAGCAGAGAUGUCAGAGUUGCAGACAUCUCCAGCACAGCGGAUAUAUCGGCGCAGAAGCCCAUUUUAAUGGAGAAACCGGAUAUUGUGGUUGGCACGCCAUCCCGAGUUCAGGCUCACAUCAGUGCUCAGAAUCUGACGCUCUCAUCAUUAGAAGUUCUGGUCAUUGAUGAAGCCGAUCUGCUUUUCUCCUUUGGGUUUGAAGGCGACCUGAAAAUCCUGCUGUGUCAUCUACCCAAGAUAUAUCAGGCCUUCCUCAUGUCUGCUACACUGAACGAUGAAGUUCAGGCUCUGAAAGACCUCGUCCUUCAUAAUCCCGUUACGUUGAAGCUGCAGGGUUCUCAGCUUCCAGACGCUUCACAGCUCCAGCAGUACAGCGUGAAGUGUGAGGAGGAGGACAAGUUUCUGCUCAUCUACACCCUCCUGAAGCUCGGCCUGGUUCGAGGAAAGACGCUCAUAUUUGUCAACGCUGUGGAACGAUGUUACAGACUCAAACUGUUUCUGGAGCAGUUUAGCAUUCCUGCAUGCGUCCUGAACUCGGAACUGCCAGUUCACUCCAGGUGUCACAUCAUCUCUCAGUUUAAUCAUGGAUUCUACGAUUACAUCAUUGCCACAGACGAACAUGAACUAGAAAGUCCUGCUUCAAGUUCCCAGAAAUCCCAGGGAAAAGGAAAUAAAAAGAAAGCAGGGAAAAGUGGAAAAGGCAAAGACAAGGAGUAUGGUGUUUCCAGAGGGAUUGACUUUCACAACGUCUUCAAUGUCAUCAACUUUGAUUUCCCAUCAUCAGUCGAGUCGUACAUCCAUCGUGUCGGCAGAACGGCUCGGGCAGACAAACCUGGCACUGCUCUGUCACUCAUAUCUCACACAGAACUUUCUCUGCUUGAAGAGGUGGAAAGGGCUCUCAUUGGAGACGCCUCAGAUUGCGUCCUGAAACCGUACGGCUUCAAGAUGCAGGAAAUCGAAGCGUUCAGAUACAGAUGUCGGGAUGCAAUGAGAUCGGUGACGAAACAGGCGGUGAAAGAGGCCCGACUGAAGGAGAUCAAACAGGAGCUUCUGAAUUCAGAGAAGUUGAAGACGUACUUCGACGACAAUCCCAGAGAUCUCCAGCUGUUACGACACGAUAAAGAUCUUCAUCCCGCCGUUAUCAAACCUCAUCUGAAAAAUGUCCCAGAGUACCUGAUUCCGAAUGCAUUGAAAAGUCUUGUCAAUCCACUGUACGGACGAAAGCGAAGGUUCAGAACAAGAGGAGUGGAUGGGAUGAGAAGCAGCUUUAAGAAGAAUUUCAAAACCAAAAAUCCACUCAAGAGUUUCCGAUACAGUAAGAAGAAACAUACAGAGAAGAAGAGCAGUAAAUCCUAACAGCAGAUGAUUUCUGAACUGUGUAGUAAUUCAGAACUUAUGCAUUGUGGAAAACUAACCAUGCCGAUUGUGUACAGUGAAAGAAGAGGCACAGAGUGUGACGGAUGUUAUAAGUAUAAAUUAUAUUUGAAUCAGACGUCUCACUAUAUGUUUGAAAUAUUCUUGAUGGGUAUUGUAAUAUUGUAUCUUUCAUCAUUACUAAAAGUGUACUUCAUUCAA
Triplophysa dalaica is the source of this 1972-nucleotide messenger RNA. It is a transcript of the gene ddx56, whose product is annotated as DEAD (Asp-Glu-Ala-Asp) box helicase 56. Gene Ontology annotation, molecular function: ATP binding; nucleic acid binding; RNA helicase activity. The record is from RefSeq and is a predicted model, not a curated record. Bases 80 to 1753 code for a protein of 557 amino acids. NCBI's taxonomy places the organism in Eukaryota, Metazoa, Chordata, Actinopteri, Cypriniformes, Nemacheilidae. The transcript has 14 exons. Gene Ontology annotation, cellular component: nucleolus.